This is a messenger RNA of Prinia subflava (tawny-flanked prinia), 4661 nucleotides long. It is a transcript of the gene DRD1, whose product is annotated as dopamine receptor D1. The transcript has 2 exons. NCBI's taxonomy places the organism in Eukaryota, Metazoa, Chordata, Aves, Passeriformes, Cisticolidae. Gene Ontology annotation, biological process: adenylate cyclase-activating adrenergic receptor signaling pathway; G protein-coupled dopamine receptor signaling pathway; vasodilation. Gene Ontology annotation, cellular component: plasma membrane. Bases 142 to 1494 code for a protein of 450 amino acids. The record is from RefSeq and is a predicted model, not a curated record. Gene Ontology annotation, molecular function: dopamine neurotransmitter receptor activity, coupled via Gs; G protein-coupled receptor activity.
ACCCCACAUACACGAUGCAAUGCAGUGUUCCUGUGUUGGUUUUGUAUAUAAGGUUUGCUAUGCAAUUCCAAAACUAAAACAGGAGGAGAGACGGCCCUGCAUCCCAGAGCAAACAGGGAAUCAGAGGUGAAAGGAGAAACUAUGACUUGGAACGACACCACUAUGGACGGGGAAGGGUUGCUGGUGGAAAGGGACUCCUCUUCCUUUCGGAUCCUCACGGGCUGCUUCCUCUCGCUCCUGAUCCUCUCCACGCUGCUGGGGAACACGCUGGUCUGCGCAGCUGUCAUUAGGUUUCGCCACCUCAGGUCCAAGGUGACCAACUUCUUUGUCAUCUCCUUGGCUGUGUCAGAUCUCUUAGUGGCAGUUCUGGUCAUGCCUUGGAAAGCUGUGGCCGAGAUCGCUGGUUUCUGGCCUUUUGGUUCAUUUUGCAACAUUUGGGUGGCCUUUGAUAUUAUGUGCUCAACAGCCUCCAUCUUAAACCUCUGUGUCAUUAGUGUGGACAGAUACUGGGCCAUCUCCAGCCCAUUUAGGUAUGAGAGGAAGAUGACCCCCAAGGCAGCCUUCAUCAUGAUCAGCGUGGCGUGGACUUUGUCCGUGUUGAUCUCCUUCAUCCCAGUGCAGCUGAACUGGCACAAGGCUACAACCACGAGCUUUUUGGACUUCAAUGCCAGCUUGCAAGGUGUAAGCACGGACAACUGUGAUUCUAGCCUAAACAGGAUGUAUGCCAUCUCCUCUUCUUUAAUUAGCUUCUACAUCCCCGUGGCCAUCAUGAUAGUGACCUACACCAGGAUAUACCGGAUUGCCCAGAAGCAAAUCCGGCGCAUCUCGGCUCUGGAGAGAGCAGCAGUGCACGCCAAGAACUGCCAGGGGGGCAACAGGAGCAGCAUGGACUGCCAGCAGCCAGAGAGCAACUUCAAAAUGUCCUUCAAGAGGGAAACAAAGGUGUUAAAGACACUCUCGGUGAUCAUGGGGGUGUUUGUGUGCUGCUGGUUGCCAUUUUUUGUGUUGAACUGCAUGAUCCCCUUCUGCGAGCCCACCCAGUCGUCCAUGGGAGCAGAGGCUUUCUGCAUUAAUUCCACCACCUUCGAUGUUUUUAUAUGGUUUGGAUGGGCGAAUUCUUCCCUCAACCCCAUCAUUUAUGCCUUCAACGCUGAUUUCCGCAAGGCAUUCUCCACCCUGCUGGGCUGCUACAGGCUCUGCCCCUUGUCUGGCAAUGCCAUCGAGACUGUCAGCAUUAACAACAACGGGGCAGUGGUGUUUUCCAGCCAACACGAGCCCAAAGGGUCCAGCCCCAAAGAGUCUAAUCUGGUUUAUCUGAUUCCACACUCAAUCAUCUGCCCGGAAGAAGAACCUCUUAAAAAGGAAGACGAGGGUGAACUGUCAAAGACCUUGGAGAAAAUGUCUCCAGCACUGUCGGGUAUCUUGGAUUAUGAAGCUGAUGUUUCUUUGGAAAAGAUCAAUCCCAUCACACAGAAUGGGCAGCAUAAAACCUGAACAGUAAGGUUUACUCAGCAAGACCUAAUGGUGUAUAUUGUAAUAAUCUUUUUGGGAAAAAAAAGAUAUACGAGAUUUUUUUGGUAAGACCUAAGCUCUAAGGGAGAAAAAUGCACGUUUACACCAAGCCCAGAAUUAAUUUGCCUGGCAUUCAGAGCAAAUUUAACUAUUCCAACAAUAAACAGAAAAAGAUACUGGAAAUUGGUUAUAAAAAAGGAUAUUAAACUGCACUGUUCAUACUGAGGAAAAUCUACAAUUUUAGAUACAGUGCAGUUACAAAGAAAAUGUUGCUUCUUCUCUGUACAGAGAAACCAACUUCUAGCUAAAAGUGAGGCAGAAGAUAAAUGUUGAGUAUUUAAAGAUUAAUGUUUACUAGAAGUUAAAAGAUUGCUGUGUCUUGUGAUAGUGGGUGUUAACAGGUCCUAAUUAAAGACUGAGGGAUUGUAAAGGUAGGUAGAUGCCUUCUUAAAAUUAUUUCUGACAAAUAAUUGAGCCUUAUAAUGAGAAUGGUUAUUUUUAAAGCUUUGGGAGGUAAUAUGUUGAUACUGGUUUUAUUUAUUUAUUGUUUUAAAUUGAUAUUUUUCAUAUGUUAUAACAGAUCUAGCUUUAUUUAUGUUAUUUAAGAUGUUUAAAUAAUGGGAUAUUUUUGGAGUGUUAUAACUGCAUUUUGACCAGUCAACCAGUCAGCACUUUAUUACAAGCUCUGAUAGUUUGAAGAGCUGGUGAGGGGAGUGGAGGAAUGUUUAAAAGCUCAGCAAGAAAUGAAGGAAUCAACAGAACUGAUGCUGUGUGGAGUUCGUUUGGUUGUGGGCUUUUUUUUAUUUUUAGGCGGGAUUUCUUUCAAAAGAUAGGACCAGAGUUGACUGAGUUGCAAAUUCUCUUCCCUUAUAGAAAUAAAAGAAAUUGCUGCUAUUUAUUUUUAAAAAGUUUCAUGUUACAGAGACUGCUAGAAUGUCGAGUUUGUGGAUCUGUAAAUACCUUAAAUAUGACAACAACCUUAAGAAGAAUCCGAUUUGGGAAGGAAAGCUUCUUAGAUGACAAUUCUUAGUAUAUAGUGUUUUGUAUUUAUGUAAGAUAAACAGCUUUCUCAGACUUUUCUUAUUUCAAGUCUUGGAUAUCUUUUCUGAACAAACACACUGGGUUAUAAUGGCAGGAAGGUCCUUGUUACCCACCUGGGCCCUGCUGUCUGUCUGCUCCUCUGUCACAGUCAGAAUUUAAACCUGAGGUCCCUGGUGCUUUACUCUGGGAGCUGGGAGGACUUUACAGUUCAGUGAUUGCCAUGUCAAUACUCCAAUCAAUAAGGAGUAGUGGCCUCAUCACCAUUUUGGAUUAAAACAUUUCUAAAUAGGGGUGGAACUGCAGCCUUCAUCUCCAAAUCCUCCUGUGAACUCCAAAAAAGUUGCCAAUGUUUAAUUAAAAAGAUCCUGCUACUUUUCCACUGUCUUUCCCUGCUGCUUUCCCUCUGUAAUGCCAAAAGCAAUCAGUGAGCAUUAGCAACAGGAACACUGGGUGUUAAUAUUCAGCAGCAUUCAAAGAAAUCCAUUUCUUUUCUGAAUGGGACAAAAUACCCUUUGGAGCAACUUUUUCUUAACAUAUAUCAAAAAAAAAAGUGUUGUCAGGAAAGGAGAACUGAGAGAAAAAAAAAUUAAGUCUAACAAACUAUAUACAUCCUGCAUCAGGUCUGUGUAUUUAUGUAUUGUGAAUGUUUUCAUAAUUUUAUUGCCUGUAUGCUGCUUUCAUACAUAUAAUAAAAUUAUUUUGUGAACAGAAGGUCAAAUAAAGCAAUCUACAUUGCAUUUAUUAAAUACAUGCUGUUUUUUGGCAGUUGUAUUGAUUGUGUUAAAGGGAAGGAUGGUUCCUUUAUUUUCCCAUUUGCCCUUUUUUGGGAUCACACCCAUGAGGCAGGUGGGAAUUUCUGUUAGACGCAGAGGAAAUCCUCCUUACUAGAGACCACUGAGCCCUUGCUCUAAACAAGGAUUUGAAAGCAGUAAAAGCAGUUUGGGAACAGCCACUCUCUGCUUUAAAUGUGUAAAGCUCGACCUUCUGAUGACUUUUAUUUAAAAGAUUACUUUUUGCCUUGGUGUAACAGCAUAGUGAUAUUAGUUUGCAAUAUGUUUUUAUUGUUGUUCUUUCUUUUUUUUGUCUUUUUUUUCCUUCCAAGCUAUGGAGUACUUCUCAAAGCCUCACUGCUGGUAUCUGUUUUUUGGAGCAAAAUGAACCAUUUCAGCAGUGAGGUGAUGAUGGGUGCAGCUGCUCCUGGCAGCCCUUUGCUUUUGCCUCUGUCAGCAGAGUCAUUUUGAAAUGAAGAAACAAAUCUACAUGGUCACUUCUGCCUCGAGCAACACCAGCAUGACCAGUCCUGGACUGGAGCUGGUGCAGGAGCUCUGGGAAUGUCCAGGAUUCCCUCCCUGGCUGCCCCUGGGGUCACUGAAGAAGCAGGUCUGAAACAAACAGGGAUCCUGGCUGCCUCCAACCUGUCUGAGCUCCCUUGAGAAAAUUUCCUAAUGCCUGAUUUUUUAGGGGUUACUUCAUUUCUUAAAAAGUACACAGGCCAAAGAAGAAGUUCUGUGGUUUCUUACUUAUUCUCAAAACUCUCAGCAGCCUGAUACAAAAGCAAAAUACAAAAUAGGGUUUAAGGAGAGCUUGUAAAGCAAGGUGCUGUUUUUGCACGAGUUCAUAGGGGAUGAUUUGUAUUCUAUAACAAAUAUUUGCUGUGUUUGACCAGGAGCUGUCGCAGAACCUCCCUCCUUGGAGAAGGAUCUGAUUUUCAGGGGGUUCUGUGAAGUUUGGUGAAGUGCUGCUGCUGAUGCUGGGAGUGUCCCCUAGGUGUGAGAGGCUGGGGAAACACUUGCAUGACUUUAUUUUAUUGUUUUAUCUCUCAUUUGAUUGAACUAAUUUUUGCUUCUGGCUCCUUUUCCUUCCAUACAUUUUAAAAUAACAUGAAUUGGCCUUGAUCCUCAUUUACCAACACACCCCAUUUACCCUUUGUUUUCCAGCCUUCCCAGCAAGUGCCUCUACCUGUCCUCCCUGCCUUUCCUCCCGUUACUACCAGAGUCUUUCUGUUGCCUUUUUUUGCUUUAUUUGCCCCGAUUACCCUUUGCUUGGAAGAAAGUCCAAAUUAAAAUCCUUUCCCCCAGCACAGCCAAGAGUCCCCUUCCCACCUCCUG